UCGAACAAAAAAGUCUACAGUUUCUGUUUAUAUUGGAACGCUUAGGCUAUGUGCAUAUUAUAAUUGUGUUUAUUAAAAAAAAAAUAUAAUCAAAGUGUGCAAUUUUCGGGCGUGGCUAUUGCAAAAUGCAACCCUUAAAGUAUUGACUAAAUGCAUCAAUGCCAUCUGUUAUGGAGAGGGAUGCGCGUUGACAUAUGUGAAUAUAGAUGAACUUCAGAUAGACAUGUUUAAAAAUAUACCCAAGUAUCAACCAGAGGAUUCGUUGAAGUAAGAGUCAUGUUUUCUACCUUUUCUGCAAAUUUUAAUUGAUUGGAAUGGGAAAUUAAAUGUUCCAAUUGGAAUUAAAAUUUGGUGAAGGUAGUUGCACAUUGUCCAUCUUGCAACAUUGAGCACCUGCUUCAGCUCGAUCCAGUUCAUUUGUGCAAUUUCGCCAUUUUGUGCAGUUCUCCUCUCAGUUGUAAACAAUCUGUUGCUCUGUGCUCUCCGAGAAGAUGGCAGAUGAAAGAAUCCACGACAUCUCCGGCGAGCCCUUCGAAUUCAGCAAGGGUCAAAGGCUGAUCGUGUUUUCCCAAGAGGGGAGAUUCGAAGGCGAUUUCGUUAGUACUGUGGAUGACUGUAUUCGUCUCACUAACGUUAUAGAGUUGGACCAUCGCAGCAAUGUAAGGAUGCCGUUCAUGAUGUUUAUGAGAACACAGAUGCAGUAUCUUCAACUUGUGGAGCCUAAUUUGAAGAGAGAUGAGGAUGGGCUAGUUGAUUACGACAAUGUUCUGUCUAUAAGCGAGUUUAAUGAACUCGACGAUCUGGUUUCUAACUACGUUUACAUCAGCGAGAGGAACAGGAAGUAUUACAGAGCUUACGACAACUUGUCGCAUGUGGAAAACAUCGGGGUUGUGGGAAUAGGAAGAAAUUUGGGAAGGUCUGGGAUUUUAGACGUCAUCGUCCUAAGUUCUUGGAGGCAUAUCUAUAUUUUUGAUUUGUUCCUUAUGGGUUUUGAGAAGAUGCCCCGGGAGAUCAGAUGGUUGAUGGAAUCAAAUGAUAUAACUAAGGUGAUGCACGAUUCGAGGCAAAUCGUUGAUUGCCUCCAUUUUCGCUACAACGUGCAGAUCGUUAACAUUUUCGAUACUCAGUUUACCGAUUACAAACUCGUAAUGAAAACUAUGACUGGGGAGAUACCAAGAGAACUUUCCGGUAAAAAUCUGAGCGAAUGCCUCACUGAGUAUCUUGGAGUACCACAGCGCGUCUUCGAAGAGGCUAUGUCUAUGAAGCGUGAUGUGUGGUGCAAUAGACCCUUCACGCGUCGCAAGCAGUAUUUGGCUUCGCAACUUGCUGCUUACUUAAUAACUCUUAAAAAGAGGCAAGAAGAUCUCCUACUUAGUGAGUAUAAACAUGAAGUUUCCAAGUACAUCUACGGCACUCUGGAAAUUGGAAUUCACGAGGCCGGAGCCAUGUUCCACUGCCCCCAAUAUGUAGUCUCCUAAACGUCUACAAAAAGCCUAUUUAUAUAAGUGUCUAUAUGUUUAUAUGUAUGUACAACCGUUUCACAAAUUGUCUAUUAUAUGUUUACAAUUUAGAAGUAUCUUUAAGGAACUAUACACUAAUUAUUAAUUCGUGUUAUAGGAAAACCUAUAUAACUUUUCCUAUAUA
Nicrophorus vespilloides is the source of this 1644-nucleotide messenger RNA. RefSeq names its product piRNA biogenesis protein EXD1-like. The transcript has 4 exons. Gene Ontology annotation, molecular function: nucleic acid binding. The record is from RefSeq and is a predicted model, not a curated record. Lineage: Eukaryota; Metazoa; Arthropoda; Insecta; Coleoptera; Silphidae. The coding region runs from base 492 to 1478 and encodes 328 amino acids.